Messenger RNA from Morus notabilis, 617 nucleotides. Its product is annotated as heavy metal-associated isoprenylated plant protein 47. The transcript has 3 exons. Bases 61 to 402 code for a protein of 113 amino acids. NCBI's taxonomy places the organism in Eukaryota, Viridiplantae, Streptophyta, Magnoliopsida, Rosales, Moraceae. The record is from RefSeq and is a predicted model, not a curated record. Gene Ontology annotation, molecular function: metal ion binding.
GUUUCAUUUGUAUUAGUUCUCUCUCAUAAAUAAUACAAUUCCCAUUCUGUGUGUUUCAAAAUGAAGCAAAAGAUUUUUUUGAGGGUGCAGAUGAAGUGUAACAAGUGCAAGAACAAGGCCAUGAAGAAAGCAGCGGUUGCACCAGGUGUGAGCUCAGUAGCGAUAGAUGGAGAUAAGAUGGUGGUGACGGGAGAUGGAAUCGACCCUGUUAGAUUGACCAUUUCACUACAGAAAAAACUUGGUUAUGCCACCAUCGAAAGCGUGGAAGAACUGAAAAAAGAAGAGAAGAAAGAUGAAGUUAAGUUGACCUCAUUAGAAUCUGUCGUCUAUCCACAAUUUCCUGUUCGCAGCUCUUAUUAUAUUUAUGAUGAUUUAAACGCAAGCUUUUCCUCCAUCUUCUAAUUACGAUGUUAUUUAAUGCUCGAGAAACAUAUAAUUCAUACGUAUAACCACAAAAGUGGCUAUUUACAAAAAAAAAAAAAAAACACUCGCACACACGCACAAAUGCUUAUCAUAGAUGUAUAGAGUACAUCUUCUUCCUUCUUUUUUUUUUGCUCCCCUUGGAAUAUUGAGUACAUAUUUGAGUAGUUAAUAAUCAUGUAAUAUAUAUUGGUCUC